This is a messenger RNA of Elgaria multicarinata webbii, 1651 nucleotides long. RefSeq names its product dynein light chain Tctex-type 3 (gene DYNLT3). Gene Ontology annotation, cellular component: cytoplasmic dynein complex; cytoplasm. The transcript has 5 exons. NCBI's taxonomy places the organism in Eukaryota, Metazoa, Chordata, Lepidosauria, Squamata, Anguidae. Gene Ontology annotation, biological process: microtubule-based movement. Gene Ontology annotation, molecular function: dynein intermediate chain binding. The coding region runs from base 77 to 427 and encodes 116 amino acids. The record is from RefSeq and is a predicted model, not a curated record.
CUUCAUACAAGGGCGAGGGCCGCCGGCGCCGGGAAUAGGGAAGCUGCUGCAGCUGCUGCUAGCUACUACUGGGGCCAUGGAGGAGUUUCACCCUCAUAACGACGAGAUGACAUUCAACACUGAAGAAGCCCACAAUAUUAUUAAAGAUUGCAUUGAAGGUGUUCUGAGCAAGGCAGAUUAUAGUCAUGAACAUGUCAAUCAGUGGACUGCAGCUAUAGUAGAACAAUCUUUAACACAUCUGGUAAAACUGGGGAAGACCUACAAGUACAUUGUAACCUGUGCAGUGAUGCAGAAGUGUGGAGCUGGUCUUCAUACAGCAAGUUCAUGUUUUUGGGAUACUACGACUGAUGGUACUUGCACAGUCAGAUGGGAAAACCGAACCAUGAACUGCGUCGUCAAUGUCUUUGCUGUAGCCAUUAUCUUGUAGCAAACUGGACAACCCACACUAAAUUAUGCCAAAGCCUUUAAGAUCAGAAACUAUCAAAUACUCAGAGCACGUUGGGAGAAUUCUUAGAUAAUGAUUUAUGCACUAUAGAAAGAGGCAGAAUAUGUGCUUUUAAAAGGUUUGUGCACAACCUAUAUAUUAUAGUAAUAUUAAGUUUAGCCGGUUGGCGGCUUGCUAAAGCUAAAAGGACGAAGUUUUAAGUGUUCUAGGACAGCAAGUCUUUUUCCGCACCUCUCGUGCCUGGAAGAAGUGAUUUAACAGUUAAAUGAAAAUAAGAAGAUGCAUGCUUGCACCAAAUUACCACUGGCACUUCAUACACAGGGAAUGAAAAGAAACGUAAUAAGUACGGGGAAGAGAAUAUUAUAUAUAAUAUAUAAGAAACUGGCAGUACACCUUGUGUUGAGUAAGAAUAGUUAAAUGUUUUUAAAAUCGUGGUUUUAAAGUUGUGUUCUUGGGGACCCUAGGAUUCCUUGAAAGUUUAUUAGUGGUUCCUCAUUAUAAUGGCGGAUAUGUUUCCGCUUGCCCCCUGAAAUCUGGAGUUGCAAGGGAGUGUUUUGUGUUCCAAGGCACAUGCUUGGUUGAUGCAGGUUGAUAGUGAGGUUCACCUGGCACCCUGGGUAGUGCCUCACGUGAACUGAAGGAACACUCUAGAACACAAUUCCAUGACAGCUGCCCAAGGCUCCUCAGUAGAAAAAACGAUGUGAGAAGUUCCCUGAAAGCAGUAAGUUUGAAAACCACAGCUUUAUUUAAUAGUUCUUGCGAUAUAUAAUAUAUUUAACAAUGCUUACAAUAUAUAUUAAGCAGGGUGAAAGAGCAGGAAAAAAACUGAACAAGUUCAAAAACAUUUUUUCUAUUUUAUUGGCUCAAAAUAUCUUGAGGCCAAAGUUUGAAAACUACUGCUUUAUUUAGUAGUGCUUGCGAUAAGUAGUAUAUUCAAUAGUGCUUGUGAUAUGUAAUAUAUCAAGCAGGGUAAAAGAGCAGAAAAAGUUUUGAAACUCAAUUUCUUGUAUUUGGGGCACAACAUAUCUAGAGGCCAAAGUAUUUUACUCAUAGAGGGCAUGAAUGUUCUGCAAAUGAAUGUAGUUGUCAUGCUGGAGUCUACUGCCAGCAGUGCUUAAUUUUGUACAAUGGCAUAGUUUUUCAGGUGUAUUCACCAAAUUAGGGAAAUCUGCAAUGUUUGAUUUAGGCCUUAGCUACACCUAAGGU